UGCAGUCAACAUUACAAAUGUAAGGGGAGGAAAAAUCAGGAGGCUAUCAGAAGUCAACACACGAGGAGAAGACCACCACUGAUUAAGCGGGUGUUCCCAGAGACUGACUGUGGAUCAACUGUCCAGAUGAGAGAGUGGAGUGAGUCGGAGAUAACCAUGUCUGCCGGUGGUUACCUCUCUCCCUCUGAUGGAUAUGGCAUCACCGAGCCUCUGCAGUACUACGAUGUGCUGGGGGAACCUUUGGGCUACCCUUUCCAGGAGCCAGACCUACAGGGCCUAGCCUUCAGCCAGCAGCAGUACAGCCCCAUCAAUGUGCAGUUCUCUGUCUACGGACCACCGUCCUCCCAGCCCUUCCAACCACUUUCCACCCACCACUACAGCCCCCACUGCCUGGACACUCCCUGCGAGCCCAGCCCGGAGCUCCAGUGUGGAAGCCUGGGGAAGGGGCGAGGUGGGGGAGGUUUGUCCCUGGUCAAGAGGACCAGGCUGGGUCCGGGAGGAAGGGUGAGGGGCCAGGAUGAGCUGUGUGUGGUGUGUGGGGACAAAGCCUCUGGCUACCACUACAACGCCCUCACCUGUGAAGGCUGCAAAGGUUUCUUCCGAAGGAGUGUGACGAAGAAAGCAGUGUACCGGUGUAAAAGUGGCGGAGGCUGUGAGAUGGACAUGUACAUGCGGAGAAAGUGCCAGGACUGCCGCCUGCAGAAAUGUCGUGCUGUGGGCAUGCUGGCUGAAUGUCUGCUGACGGAGGUGCAGUGCCAGUCCAAGAGGCUGAGGAAGGGGACCAAACACAGAGGAGGAGGGCCUGAGGAGGAGGAGAACAUGGGGAGCAGGAGAGUCAGCUCCACCAGCAGGCUACCAGGACAGGUAGUGUCUGCAAAUUUGUCAGUAGAACAGAAGCAUGUGCUGGACAGGAUGGUGGAGGCUCAUCGGCAGUACAGUACGCAGGACACUACACACUGUAGGGUGUUUGAGUCGACUUGUACAGAGGUUGGUGGAGACAGACUAACAGACAUGGCAUGCCCUCCCUCUCAGAGGCUGCUGCAGUUCGCCAAGAGUGUACCUGGCUUUGAGCUCCUGGACUGUUUGGACCAGAACACCCUCCUCUCUAGUUCAUCUGUGGAAGUCAUGUUUCUGCUAUCAGCUCAGCAGUUCACCCAGAACCCAGCAGCCUCUAGCCCAGCACUACAACCUUUCAACAUCUCUACUCAUCAUUGGCUGAAAACCUUAGAGUCCAAGGAAAACAUUCAUAGUGGGACCGGCCCUGUAAACUCAGGAGUCAAUGAGGACUUGCUAGGACCGGUGCUCAACUUCUUCCACAGCAUGGCUGCAUUGGGGGUGACGGAGGCUGAAUAUGCCCUGCUCACUGCUACAGCACUGCUAUGCUCAGCAGACGAAGCGUUGCUGCAGGCGGUGGCGUGUGUGGAGAGCUUACAGGAGCUGACCAUGGAGCUUCUGUCCAGGGUGUGCGGAGCCCGGUAUGGAACCCAGGGCCCUCAGGGAGCCCAACGUUUCGCUCGCCUGCUGGGGAGACUCACAGAGCUGCGCACGCUACGACACAACCACCUCACCCUGCUCCGACAGCAGCUCUGGGACAGUCAGCCUUGAGACAGACACUGAGUACGAAGAACAGAGAUAGAACAGAGAGACAGAGACACAAACAAAUGGUUUAAAUAAUCUACAUUUUGGCUUAAUGUUCAAUGAUUUAUCAAGUUUGUACCAAACAAUUUAAGGUAAAACUAUUGGCCAUUUAGGAUUAUUAUGUUUAUAAUUAAAAAUACCAAUACCAUUCUUCUAAGUGAUUGGUUUCUACUGUAAAGUUUGAAUCACUGACCAGUAUUAAACCAACGUGAGUUUUGUUAUAUGGAGAACGCAGAUUAAGGUAUUAAAAAAGUAUUUUAUCAUA
Molecule: messenger RNA, 1903 nt
Organism: Salvelinus fontinalis (brook trout)
Lineage: Eukaryota; Metazoa; Chordata; Actinopteri; Salmoniformes; Salmonidae
Product: bile acid receptor-like
Exons: 11
Coding region: 127-1605 (492 amino acids)
Biological process (GO): positive regulation of transcription by RNA polymerase II; bile acid signaling pathway; negative regulation of transcription by RNA polymerase II
Molecular function (GO): zinc ion binding; nuclear receptor activity; RNA polymerase II cis-regulatory region sequence-specific DNA binding
Source: RefSeq, a predicted model, not a curated record